Molecule: messenger RNA, 1086 nt
Organism: Colletotrichum graminicola M1.001
Lineage: Eukaryota; Fungi; Ascomycota; Sordariomycetes; Glomerellales; Glomerellaceae
Product: methyltransferase domain-containing protein
Exons: 6
Coding region: 1-1086 (361 amino acids)
Molecular function (GO): methyltransferase activity
Source: RefSeq, a predicted model, not a curated record
AUGUCCUUCUACCCCCCGGGCACCGCCAAUGGCCGCCUCGAUGGCUUCGAGUUCACGUUCGAAGCCAUCCCCGACAAGACAUUACUGCACGACAGCCAAAUAGAAGUCGACCCCGAUCCUCAUGAGGGUGAGACCGACUCCCUGCCGGACGAUAUCGGGUGUUAUCCCAGGCAUUUCGGCAGGACCUAUCACGCUUAUAGAGCGGGCUCCUAUGUGUUCCCCAACGAUCCAGCCGAGCAGGAGCGCUUGGAUCUGCAAUCCCUAGCUCUUACGGAACUGUUCAGCGGCAGGUUACACUUUGCUCCAAUCGCCGUGGAAGGCUCCCCCAAACGCGUCCUUGACGUCGGGACGGGGACCGGAGCAUGGGCCAUGGACAUGGGAGACAUGUACCCCGAGGCCCGCAUAAUCGGGGUCGACCUCUCGCCGAUUCAAAGCAACACCGUCCCACCAAACGUUCAUUUUUAUGUCGAAGACGCCGCCCAACCGUGGGCAUGGCCCGACCCCUUUGACUACAUCCACACCCGCUCCCUCCUUGGUUCCUUUGGCGACUUCAAGAACGAGGUCAUCCGGCAGGCCUUCGACUCCCUCCGUCCGGGCGGCUGGCUCGAGUCCCAGGACUUCAACGCCGAGGGCAUUAGUGACGACAACACCCUGAAGCCGGACGCCGCGCUGUCCCACUGGUUCUACGACAUGAACCAUGCGAGCGAGCUCAUCGGCCGCCCUCUGUCGAGGUCGCACCUGCUGCGGCAGUGGUACGAGGAGGUCGGCUUCGUCGACGUGCAGCAACGGGUGUUCAAGAUGCCCAUCAACGGGUGGGCAAAGAGCCCUCGUCACAAGCACGUCGGGAGGCUAUGGGAGCAGAACUACCUCGACGGGCUGAGCGGGCUCAGCAUGGCCCUGUUCACGCAGGUGCUGGGAAGGAAACAGGAGGAGGUGCAGGUGUCGCUGGUGGACGUGCGCAAAGACGUCUCCAACAUGCACAUACACGCCUACCAGCACGUAUGGGUGGUAUGGGGCCGUAAACCGUAUCCGGGCGAAACUGUCCCCUCGAGGAGUCCUCCCGAGGACGGGAACCAGGCCGAGUGA